Molecule: messenger RNA, 657 nt
Organism: Cynara cardunculus var. scolymus (artichoke)
Lineage: Eukaryota; Viridiplantae; Streptophyta; Magnoliopsida; Asterales; Asteraceae
Product: proteoglycan 4-like
Exons: 1
Coding region: 1-657 (218 amino acids)
Source: RefSeq, a predicted model, not a curated record
AUGGCAAGAGUGAAGAGGGCUCUGGUUCGCGACCCACCACCGUUGCGUGCAGCCGAACCGUCGCCGACACAACCGUCUGACCCGCCACCGUCGGUGGCUAAUGCCGCUGUGCGCACUCCUGUUUCUUCGCGAAGACAGCCGACGAGAAAGGGAAAGAGACUCCCCAUUGCAAAGAAGAAAAAGGGCGAGUCUUCCACUAUCCUUGUCGAUGAAGACUUGCCAUCACCAUUGUCGUCGCCGUCUGUGCCACCGUCGCCGUCUCUACCACCGUCGUCCACUCCAGUCGCCGUCGAUACUAUUCCACCAGAAGUGCCCAUAGCCGCUCCUCCUCUACAAAUAAUGCCCUCUGCUGCCAUUGUCCCAUUUACAGACCCUCUAAAGAAAGCAAAAGAGAUGGUGAAGUCAUCUACUCUUCCACUGUCAAAGGAAUCCCCAACUUCAUCUCCGACCACCAAAAACAGGGAAAUGCCCGAAACUUCUCAAAAGGUACAUUCUUCAUCUGAUAGUACACCCCCUAAUGGUCUAUUCACUUCUGAUUCUGAAGAAGAUGAAGACCUUGCCUCUAAGGCACAAACAAGGGAGAUUUUUAUGGAAAAUGAGGAUUACAACUUGGAGAACAUUAUGUAUUUGAAAAGCCUAGGAAAACUCUCUUCUUGA